AAGUGUUCGGUGGUGGGCAACGGAGGUGUCCUGAAGCACAGCGGCUGUGGGAAGGACAUUGACCAGGCUGACUUUGUCAUGCGGUAAGAGAGGGGCUGUCCGCUCCAGUGCCCGUCCAAAUAUGAUUUGGCUGUCCCACGCUCGCCGGUGCCAGAAAGAGCAGCCAAAGAAGAGAGAGAGAGAGAGAGAGAGAGAGAGACAGACAGACAGACAGACAGACAGACAGACAGACAGACAGACAGACAGACAGACAGACAGACAGACAGACAGACAGACAGACAGACAGACAGACAGACAGACAGACAGACAGACAGACAGACAGACAGAGACUUGAGGAGAAACAAGAUAGGGUUUGAUUUGAUUUAGUUGACUAGGCUAGUUCUACCUGGGAUCACUGUUGUCCCCCUCAUCUCAGGCAUGCCUGGCUGGCUUAAACCAGGCUUAAACUAGGCUUGAACCUGGGAAAGGCAAGACUAAAAUAAUAGGAUUGCUUUGGAGCUCCAUCUCCAACCAAAGCCUAUAGCCUCACUGACUGCCUGACUGGAAGUUUGGACAAAUGUUAUCGUUUUGUUAUAACUGUGGUAUCACAAUGUGUUAUCAUUUAUUGCCAAGAAAAGGCAAGACAAAAAGCUAAAAGCUAGUUCUAUUCUGAAAGCAAAAUCACGAAGAACCACUAUCUGCAAUCCUGACCAAGUUCUCAAGUAGUAAAUGCUUUAUGGUCACUGUAAAGUCACUAUCAGUAUAUUAAUGCACAUGUGUACUUAUGUUUCUCAUAUCUAGGUGCAACCUUCCACCACUGUCUAGGGAGUAUGUUGAGGAUGUGGGGACCAGAACUCACCUGGUGACAGCCAACCCCAGCAUCAUUGAGAAGAGGUACACUCCUUUCCUUUCAAAACUGCUGUUGACUGUAAAAUAUAUGGAUGUGUGGGACAGCAUCCAAGUCCUCUCCUUUUCAGUCCACUCCCUCUUUCUCUCUAUCCUUCCUCUCUACUAAUCUCUUUCGCACUCUCUCCCCACCGCAUCGCCUUUCUCUCUCUCUCCCAUUAUCGCUCUCUCUCUUUCAGCUCUCCUCUCUUCAGUGUAGGUAUCUUCGCUCAACGAGCUGCGAGGCUAGGGAGGGCGCGGAGACGAGGCCGGCGAUGAUGAUGAAGCGCUGCGAGAGCGUGCUCUCGGGAUGCGCUCUAGCUGCCGCUCUCUACUCGCGCUCUCAGUCUAGCUCCUGACAUCUAUAAUCCGCUCUUCUCUCUCUCUAUUCGAUCUCGAACCCUCGCUCCAGCCCAUGAGCGCGCUAGAUUCUCAGCGGCUAUUGUCUCAGCUCAGCAGGCGCUGCGAGAAUCAUUCUAGCGCGGCAACGCCCGAGGCUCAGACCCGAGAGAGAGAGAGAAGAGAAGAGGAGAGAGAGAGGAGAGGGAGCACGAGAUUAAGACAAAGAGAUAAGAGAGAGAGCGAAAUGCUCUCUCUGCUCACCCUUCUCAUCUCUCUUCUCUCAUUUUCUCUCCUCAUCUUCUCACUUCUAUUCGCUACUCUCUCAUUGCUAUCUUCUAUCCUCGUCUCUCCUUAUGCUAUCUCCUCUCAGCCCUAUCUCUUGUCUUGUCCUAGCUGCAGAUUUCCUCAUCCAGACUGGUGUUUUAUAGAGGAGCCAUGAUACGGAGCCAAAACGUAUGUGAAUGUUGUCUUGUUCUUCUAUUGUCGUGGGGACCUGAAAUCCCCAAAUGUCCCCACAAGGAUAGUAAAACAAGGAAAAUUCUCCCUCAUGGCGACAUUUCCCAAGUCCCCAUGAGGACAAAGUCUAUUUUAAGCUUAGCGGUUAAGUUUAGGGUUAGGGUAACACUUAGGGUUAGAAUAGGCGAUAUGCACAGGCGAGCAUGACGUAUUUCCGGUUAAAUCUCAGGAUGGAUGUAAACUUCCGGUUAUCGUAGAAUGCUGUGCUACCGUAUGCUAGCAUUGAAUGCUUGUCGUCAAAAACAUCCGAAACUGUUAAUUUUCAUUGUUGUUGUUGUUUAUCUUAAUGUUUAUGUUAAUGUUUUUACUUGUAAUACUUCGUCUUGACUUAUAACACGAUGACGUGUAAACGUACGAAAGUGUCCUUUCAAAAACGGGAUGACAGCUCCUCCAGCCAUCACUGCUGUGUGCCGCAAUGUACAGUGUCUGCCAGAUGCAAUUCUUCUGUUAGUUUUUUUACUUUUCCCAAAGACAGUGAAUUACAUAAACGGUGGGUGAUUAACAUUCGACGAGUCAACUUUCUUACAACAAACACACGAGUCUGCAGCCGACACUUUCUAAGUGAAGAUGUGAUAGAGCAGGGGUGUCAAACUCAUUUUAGCUCAGGGGCCACAUGGAGGAAAAUCUAUUCCCAAGUGGGCCGGACCGGAAAAAUCAUGGUAUAUAUAACUUAAAAACAACAACUUCAGAUUGUUUUCUUUGUUUUAAUACGAUCAACAUACAACAUAAAGCUGGAGCCUGAGGACAGUGUGUCCAAAAUAGUACAAGCACAACAUCACUAUUGAUCAUAAAACGCGUCAAGUUUAUUUGAAAAUUCUAAAGAAAAAGAACACACAAACACACAAUGGCUCAGUGAUUAACAGAACUGUUUCACAGAUCACAGAACUAUAUCAGGGUGUCAUUUCUCAGGCAGAAAUGUAGAUAGAAAUAAUGAAAUCCUGUUCCCCAAACAAGUGCAAGAACCACAGAGUCAAGAAUAGGUUAAGUAUACAAAUAAAAUAAAAUCAAUUAAAAACAAUAGCACAUCAACAUAAAAACAUAUAAACAUAAAUCUGAAAGCGUUGCUCAAACUCCCGUAACAGUCCCGUUAUUUUAUCUUUGAACCGCUUCAUGUCUGCCACAUGUUGGGUCGCGCACACAUUUUUCAGACAGGGGAAGUGAGCUGCAUCACCACCGGCAAGUUGCGUCUCCCACAAUGACAGCUUCAACUUGAAAGAACGUAUGCUGUCAUAAUACUGCGUGACAACUUUGUUGCGCCCUUGCAGCUGUUUGUUCAAGUUAUUCAGGUGCUCUGUAACAUCCACCAUAAAUGCAAGGUCCUGCAUCCAUUCUGCGGAAUGAAAUUCUAACACUGGUUUGCCCUUUUCUUCCAUGAACUGUUCAAUUUCUUCUCGUAAAUCAAAGAAACGCCUCAGCACAGCACCUCGGCUUAACCAUCUUACCUCAGUGUGGUAUGGCAGGCCAUAGAUGUGGUCUUUCUCUCUGAGAAGGCUGUCAAACUGACGGUGAUUCAGGCUUCUGGAUCGGAUGAAAUUAACAGUUUGGAUGACCACCUUCAUGACGUUAUCCAUCUUUAAUGACUUGCAACACAAAGCCUCCUGGUGCAAAAUACAGUGAAAAGUCAAAAAAUCGCGUCCUCCAUUUGCAGAUUGCACUUUCUCUCUGAACUUUGUCACAACGCCUGCUUUUUUCCCGAUCAUUGAGGGCGCACCAUCUGUAGCCAGGCUGACAGCGCGGGACCAGUCCACUCCGACCCUGUCCAGCGUGCCGACGAGUGCGGUAAAAAUAUCAGCUGCUGUCGCUGCAUCUGUCAUCGGCACCAACUCCACGAACUCCUCGGUGACGGUCAAUGUGUCAUCAACUCCGCGGAUGAAAAUGGCCAGUUGUGCAACAUCUGUAAUGUUCGUGCUUUCAUCAAUUGCAACCGAAAACGCAAUAAAUGACUUUACUUGCUCUGCCCCGGUAUAAACAGUUUGCUUGCUUAACACAAUUGCUAUUGCGCCAUCCAGUGGACGCAAUUGGAACAGCAGUUCAUUUUAUUGAAAAAUUGUAGCGCAGUUUUAUACUUUACUAAAUUAUUAUUAUUAUUAUUAUUUUUUUUUUUUUUUAUCAUCUCGCGGGCCGGAUUAAACCCGUUUGCGGGCCUGAUCCGGCCCGCGGGCCGGACCUUUGACACCCCUGUGAUAGAGCCUCCGACGGAGAGAUGCUAGAAUGCAUGUGACACAACGGUCUGGUAUUGAAAUGAUACAAACCAUUGUUCGUGGUUUAUGCCACUUCUGCUCUGUUUCAGUGCACGAAAGUACAGGAGGGACGACAGACAUGCCACAUUCAGAGUAAUGGGCAGUCUGAUAUAGUAAUGCAACCAAAUGAUUGCAUAUCCCACACCCAGCCACACAGGAACAGUAGCUUUUAACAAGCACAACUGGCUGUGAAUCACGCAAUGUCAUCUGAAAUACACAGAAGCAUAAUUUAAUGGGUUUUGAAAGACGAGGGUCUACAGCAGCAGGAGUAGGAGCAAAACUUGUUCUUUCUACUUUUUACUGGUGUAAGCAACUUAUCUACUGUCUCGUGUCACUUUUGUGCUUUCUGCAUCACUUUCCUACUGUCUUGCACCACUUGGCUAUACUGUCUCCCACCACUUACCUAUUGUCUUGUGCCAUUUACUUACCUUCAAACAUUAUUGACAGAGCAGUAGGUGAGUGGUGCAACAUUGUAGCCUAGUACCAAUAACAACAGUAGAGUGAAGGUUUUGCUCCUAAUUCCUCUUGAAAAGUAGAAACAUCAAGUACAAAAGCAAGGAAGUUGGGCCAUAUGUUUAUAAAGAAAGAAGUAAAGAUGACAGGACCGUUUUGAGUAGAACAUCAGCAGUUUGAAGAAUAGCUGAGUGGAAUAUGUUACUGUCAUUGCAGUCAUCAAGUCAGGAAAAAGUAGUAAUCUCAUUAUUGUUUACAUUUCAAACCAAACUCCAAUUUGUUUACAACAGACCCAACAACAAAGCAUGGCAAUUCCCACUCAGCUACCCUGGUCUGUAUUAGGCUACCACUGUUCAGCUACCGUGAAAACCACUAAAGUUCUAAAGUGUUCUCUUAGCAAUGGCAAUCAAAGCUGUGGUAACAUUAAACGAGUAAAACAUGUGUUGAACGGAACCUUGAACAAGUUCAACAGAACUUUGAACGUGUCACUUAAUCUAGUCCUACUCUCAGCUGGUGUGGUGGGUUUAGUUUCUUCAUUGAGCGGUAGCAGUGGGCUCUCACAGAGAUCUCAUUUGUAGCCCUGUUUUUACCUGAUACUUUCAUAAAAGUACAAACACAUGAAGUGAGGUAUAUACACAUGAUUAAACUUUAUUUAAAGCAUUGAUUGAUUUAAAGCAUGAUUAACCUGAAGCAGGACGGAGUCAUGACUUAAAACACCAAAGCAAGGCUUCUAGCUCAGGCUAGCUAGCGUUAGCAUAUUACCUUCAAAGUUGCAAAGAAAAGAAGAAACGUAACAUUUGAAGCCUUUAUCCAGUUUGCUACGUGGUGUCGUACUGGAUGUCCGGACGACCCUCCGUAUAUCAUUAACAGAUACUUUAGGCAACUCCAGCAAACACCUUGUAAACUUCAUCUCUGCCAUCAUAACGGUCUACUGUCACUGUCUAAUGUUUUUUUGCGGUAACCGGAAAUGUCCAAGCAUCCUUACGCCAAUGCGGAAGUGAUGCGUGCAUAGAGCCUAUUUGCAUUUUAUUGCAUGACAUAAGUAUUUGAUCACCUACCAACCAGUAAGAAUUCCGGAUCUCACAUACGAGUUAGUUUUUCUUUAAGAAGCCCUCCUGUUCUCCACUCACGCCAAUGCGGAAGUGAUGCGUGCAUAGAGCCCAUAGGGAAUUAGAAUCCCCACAAGGAUAGAAGAACAAGUGUGUGUGAACAGAGCCUCUUUGUGUCUGUUUAUAAUCCUACUCUGUGCAGCAUCUGUAGUGUAGACAGGCAAAACCGGAAGACUUAUGCUGGAAUUCAAGCCUGUUUUCUGCAAUGUGUUUCCUCUCAGCGUGUUUCUGAACCGUGUUAUUGCUAACACACCCCCAUGCUGCUUUCCUCAUCUCUGUGCAUUUAACGAUUGAUAAAGUCUCGGUGACAUUAUCAUUGGACGUUGGCACAACGUCACUCCUGUCCUCAAGACAUUUUGUUGAUAUUUUGAAGCCCAAUCACGGUGAGGGCAGGUAGGCUGUACUGUAUAUUGUUGACAUUUGGGGUGCUUCAAAAUGCAAUGCAGUACAAUUGAAUCCCCGCCUCCACAAGCAGCUACACCCACAUGUACAACACAUAUGGUAUGAAAUAUCCUGAGAGGACAUGCCAUAAUACCAUAAUCCAUAAAUACCCAUGGAAUGAGGGGGGCAGUUCUAUCUGGACUCUACAGAUACUUCCAGAACCCAUUUCACACGACAUCCACAGUAGAUUUAGCCUGGAAUGCAUGACCAGAUCAAAUUGAUUUACUAAAAGAAUCACCCUCUGUUUUUCCUCACGUCAUAACGUAUGCCUGUGACUGUAGUGUGUGUGUGUGUUCUUGUGUGUGUGUGUAUCCCCGUGACUCUACUGGCAUAGAGUUUAGAUUUCCGAAGGCGACAUUAGCAUGGAUACACCGUAGUCACCAUAAUAAUAUAAUGACUAGAACAGAGAAAGCCCCUCUGACCAGAGCAAUUUAAAGGUGCAAUAUGCAGAUAUCGCUCUGCCAUUUCCUGGUUGCUAAAAUUCUAAUAGUUUGCCUAAUUUCAGUUUGUGACAAAACAAGUAUAGUGUAGAGAAUCUAAACCACUGUGAAAUAUAUUUUCCAUAACCAAAAAUAUUUUUAGCUGUUUGAAGCUGUUUAACAAAACAAAAAGUAAAAGACGCAAAAACUAAACUUAAGAACGGAAAGCAUAGAAAAUGGCACAUAGAACUUAUAUACCGCUUCUUAGACUUGCUUUCAAUGAGAAUGACAGAUCUAUAGCACAUUUCUAUGUGAAUUUGGUCAGGUCUACCAAAAACGUACAUAUUGCAGCUUUAACAGUACACUCAUGGGUACACCAAUAUGGCCACCGGUCCACCCGUCAUGGAACGUUGACUGGGUAUGUCCGUUCUAUAGGUUCUAUUUCUAUGGUACUCACACACUCUCAUCUCUAUCUCUCUCUCUCUCUCUCCCUACUCAGGUUCCAGAACCUUCUUUGGUCGCGGAAAGGCUUUGUGGAGAGCAUGAAGGCCUACGGCUCCAGCUACAUCUACAUGCCAGCCUUCUCCAUGAAGCCGGGCACCGACCCCUCCCUGCGGGCAUACUACGCCCUGGCCGACACCUCGUCCAACCUCACCAUGCUGUUUGCGAACCCCGAGUUUCUCAGGACCGUGGGCAAGUUCUGGAAGGGUCGCGGAGUGCACGCCAAGCGCCUGUCCACAGGCCUCUUCCUGGUCAGCCUGGCACUGGGGCUGUGUGAGGAGGUGACGGCCUAUGGCUUCUGGCCGUUCAGCGUGGGGCUUGACAAGCAGCCCGUCAGCCACCACUACUACGAUAACGUGCUGCCGUUCAGCGGGUUCCACGCCAUGCCUGAGGAAUUUGUCCAGCUCUGGCAGCUGCACAAGAGCGGCACACUGCGUUUGAGGGUGGGACACUGCCCCCCCCGGGAAGGGGGCAUAUAA
Molecule: messenger RNA, 7364 nt
Organism: Coregonus sp. 'balchen'
Lineage: Eukaryota; Metazoa; Chordata; Actinopteri; Salmoniformes; Salmonidae
Source: the annotation of a GenBank genome assembly